Messenger RNA from Octopus sinensis (East Asian common octopus), 4134 nucleotides. RefSeq names its product regulator of telomere elongation helicase 1-like. Gene Ontology annotation, biological process: negative regulation of t-circle formation; DNA recombination; negative regulation of DNA recombination. Gene Ontology annotation, molecular function: DNA polymerase binding; DNA binding; DNA helicase activity. Bases 226 to 3879 code for a protein of 1217 amino acids. The record is from RefSeq and is a predicted model, not a curated record. Gene Ontology annotation, cellular component: nucleus. The transcript has 37 exons. NCBI's taxonomy places the organism in Eukaryota, Metazoa, Mollusca, Cephalopoda, Octopoda, Octopodidae.
AGUUCCUUCGCUUCAUUCAUUUCCUGGGGAACAGGUUUAAAAAUAUGGCGGGAACGUCUACGUUGCGCCAACGUUAGACAGAAAGCAAACCGCUUUAUUCUGUUUAUAAACAACCGUUUUAUAUUCUUAUACACUCGUUUUAUAUUUCCAUAUCGCUGUAUAUAUAUAUUUAUUUAUAGUGUCCAUCCCCCCUUGUUCCCCCCUUUUUCUUCCUCAGCCAGCAUCAUGCCUUUACUGAAUGUGAUGGGGGUGAAUAUAGAAUUCCCGUUUGAAGCCUAUGAAUGCCAGAAGGACUACAUGCAGAAGGUGAUCACAUGUUUACAACAGAAUCAGAACGGCAUCUUGGAAAGUCCUACAGGGACUGGUAAAACCCUCUGCCUCUUGUGUUCGUCCCUUGCAUGGCUGCAAGACUACAAAGCCCUGAUGGCAUUGAAGAGGCAAGGAAGAGCCCAGGAAUUUGUUGAGAGCAGUGCAGGUGGCGGAAACAUCAUAUUGGACAGUUUAUCAAAGCAGCUGACCAACUCGAGUGGUGCCGCAUGGGGAGGAGGACAGGAGUUUGUUGUACCCAAGAUCAUCUAUGCAUCACGUACCCACUCACAGCUGACUCAGGUUGUCCAGGAAUUGAAGAGGAGUGCCUACAGCAGUGUCAAUGUCUCGAUUUUGGGGUCUCGAGACCAACUUUGUAUCCACAACCAGGUAAAGAAGGAGACCAGCAAUGUGAAUAAGGUGUUAAUGUGUCGAGCUAAGGUGAACAACCGGACAUGUCACUAUUACAACAACUUUGAUGAAUUGAAGAAGAAGGGCGACCCUCGACAGACAUCUGGUAACAUUGUGGAUAUUGAAGACCUAGUUAAUAUUGGGCUCCAGCGCAAAUUGUGCCCCUAUUACCUGUCAAUCGAUCUCAAGAAGGAUGCAGAUAUAAUAUUUAUGCCAUACAACUAUCUACUUGACCCAAAGUCUCGCAAGUCAAAUGGCAUCGAAUUGGAAGGCAACAUCAUUAUAUUUGAUGAAGCACACAAUUUGGAAAAAAUCUGUGAAGACAGUGCAUCUUUUCAACUAAACUCUGCUGACCUUGCACUUGUUAUCGAGGAACUGACUCAGCUAUCCACCAAGUUUGUAGCCCUGGCACAAAUGGAGAUAUCUGGCUUCACAGAUGAGGAAUAUGGUGCUAAUAGUAAUGCCCCAGAUUUUACAUUGGAUGAAGUCCUCCAACUCAAAGCUUGCAUUAAGGAACUUGAGGAUGUCUUGGACAGUGAACCUUUAAAUUCUGAUAGGCGUGCAACCAAACCAGGAAGUUACAUCUUUGACCUGUUCAUGAAAGUAAACAUCAACAAGGAGAACAAGUUCAUUUACCUCACCCUUUUGGAGAAGAUUGUCAGUUAUUUAACAGCUGACUCUUCUGCCGGUAUCUUCAAUACAAAAGGUUCUGGAGUUUCCAAGUUUUCUGACUGUCUUCAGAUUGUAUUCAAGGAAUCCGACCCCAAUGACCAAAGCAAUUCCCGUAUUUCUGAUAAUUAUAUGGUUCACAUUGCAGAGGUGACGGUUAAACCGAAACAAAAAUCAAUGGACUCUUGGAUAAAAUCUUCAGAAGCACCACAAAGACGAGAACUCAGCUACUGGUGUUUCUGUCCGGGUUUCACAAUGAAGGAACUCGUGUCUCACGGUAUCAAGUGCUUGAUCCUGACAAGUGGCACGCUGUCACCGAUCAGUUCUUUCUCCAGUGAACUGAAGAUACCAUUUCCUGUGGUUCUUCAGAAUCCUCACAUCAUAAAGAAACAUCAAAUAUGGGUGGGUGCAGUGCCAAGGGGACCAGACAACUACACCCUGAAUUCCAGCUUUGAAACAAGGUUUGACCUCAAGUACCAAGCAUCACUUGGCAAUGCCAUCGUAAACUUUAGCCGGUUAAUCCCUCAUGGACUCUUGGUCUUCUUCCCAUCCUACCCACUCAUGGAUGCCUGCAUUACCCACUGGAAGAGUAUAGACAUCUGGAGACGGAUCAAUGAACAAAAACCUGUCCUUGUGGAACCAAGAAAUAAAGAUGACUUUCAAGUUGCUAUUGACGAUUUCUACUCCAAGGUGUCCGACCCUUCGCUGAAAGGAGCCACAUUCAUAGCAGUGUGUCGGGGAAAGGUCAGUGAAGGUCUUGAUUUUGCUGAUGUGAAUGGCCGAGCUGUUCUCAUUACAGGUUUACCAUUUCCACCUUUGAAGGACCCAAAAGUGAUGAUGAAGAUGAAAUUUUUGGAUAAUUUGAUUGCUAAAGGCAACAAAAUGCAAAUGUCUGGACAGCGGUGGUACCAGCUACAAGCCUACAGAGCUGUGAAUCAAGCUAUUGGAAGAGUCAUCAGGCACAAAGAUGAUUAUGGGGCCAUCAUCCUGUGUGAUACUCGGUUCGCCCAAGACCAUAACAUUCGCCAUCUUCCCACGUGGCUCCGGAAUGAAGUUGGCAAACCGGACAAUUAUGGUCAAGUUGUGCGUCAGCUGGCUUCCUUCUUCAAGAAUGCUGAAAAAAUGUUACCACAACCGGUGCUUUCUUCCGGACACCGUAAAGCUGCCAAACCUGCCUUCAAAUUUAGUCACGGUUCAUAUUUUGAAACUGGUACAGUGAAGAGACGUCCUCCAUCGGCCAGAGCCUCAGAUGUUGCCAUACAUGUCCCCAGUUUGAGCACGGAUGCGGAGCCCAGCACAGCACUGUUACAGCAAUAUAACCAAGCAGAAUCCACCCGACACCCUACUAACAAAGUUGGUUUAUUAGAAAUGCUGAGUGACACAGAUAAAAGAAAUGAAGAAUUCACUGUGUUAAAAUCUUUAACGUCCCAAAGAAUUCCACAUACUGAAAACAGCAACGUACAAAGGAAAUCUGGGAAGAAGAAAAUUGUUAUUGUAAAGGCAGAUGAAGGCAGUCAGUCCCAACAAGAAGUUACCAGUGCAGCUAACCCCGCUUGCAAUGUUGCAGUCGCAGCGGCAGACCAUAAUAAGAAUCAUCAGUCGGCUGGAGAAUAUGUCGCUAUGGUGCGAGAUGCUUUGACCCCGUCCAGCUACAAAGUAUUUAACAAAGCCCUGGUCAAUUACAAAGGGAAAGAAGAUCUGGACAGCCUUAAAGUUGUCCUUGCUGAUCUCUUCACAGCCAAUACUGACCACUACAUAUUGCUCAGAAAGUUCUACAAAUUUAUCCGUCCCAAUCAUAAAAGACAGUUUGACCAAUUUUGUGUCGACCUCACUGGAGAAAGUUGCAACUUCCAGCCAGAGCAUACCAUUGAAAAACGCUUGGUCUGUGAUGCCAACCCACCCCCAGACAAGAAAUUAAAGACAUUUGGUCAAGAACACUGUAUCACCAACAGCACCAACAGUUCAGCUCCUCCUGGGGUAUGUAAUGUCCCGAUUGGGGUCAGUUCACUCUCUUCAUCUACUACUGCUACUCUUCCUGCUGUUAACGGAAAUCAAAUGUUGACUGUUAACCACAGGCCACAGAUUGAUGUGCCAUCAGAACCUUCAGGUUCAACAUCAGCAUCAGUACACAGAGCAACCACCAUCACCUCAGCAACAACAACAACCACAUCAGCAACAACAACAACAGCAACCACAUCAGCAACAACAACAGCAACAAUAGCAAAUGGAAAGGAACCCGAGACUGUAUCUAAGCAGCACCUUGUUGAGGACCUAAAAGAAAGGUGUAAGAUGAACAUUAAGUCUGGUCAAAACCUGACCCUGUCUUCAGAAAAAUGCUGCAAGUGCAACAAGAUGGCUUUCAUUCCUUUCCGUUCCCUCUGUGGCCAUAUCUGUUGUCUGCCAUGCUGGAAGGAAGUAUCCCAGUCUAAUAAGCUGUGUCCAUCUUGUGGCACAAGAGUGCGGCGAAGUCACCUUUCCCAGGUGCCCUUCUGAAAGGAUUCUGGUUAUAGGAACAUCAACAUGUUUUGUAGUUGAAGUGCUGCAACAUUUCUAUCAAGAACUGAUCUCAAGAACUGUAGGCGUUCAUUUGGACCUUCCUAUCUCCAUCAUCAUUCUAAGGACUCCUGCUUAAUAGGACUGCACACACAUACACACGCACACAAUUUUCAUGACACAUUGUCUGAUAUAUAUAUAUAUAUAUCUGUAAAAAUAAUAUGUGACAAUUACUUUUUUCAUAGCGUUUUUCAG